AUGGACUCGCAGCCGCAUUCAGGGACAUUUAAUGAUGACCUGCUUAAAUCAUUCAUCAGUGACAACUAUGUACUGAAAACAAUUGCUAAGGAAUGGAUAACUUUUUUGAAGGGGGAUAUCGACAAAGUUCUUCUCGCAUUAAGGUGGGGCUGGAGGCAUUGUCAGACUCUUACUUACAAAAAACCCCGUUCCUGCUCCUGCUUCAAGUUGGAGAUGAGGUACAUUAUUGAGCUUGCUCUUACAAAGGUUGAACAUCAGCCCUGUCUGUCUUCCGACCGCGUGAGGGAGCAAUCCUCCUCCUCACGCCCCAGCCGCCGCAGUAGGCGAAAUUCCGGGCGUUGGGGAUCAAGAGACGAUUUCCGGCCACCCUACCGCAGGACGGCGAGGAAGGGUAGCUUGCCACUAGACCAGAACCAUACUGGAGCGUACGGCAAGCCAACAGACCACCACAUAUGGGGCCUAACAGAGUCGAUGUUCAGCCAGGAUUGUAAAGCAAGCGCAAUAAGAUACCGCGGCCACAACCUGGAGAAGGAAAUGGAAAGGGAGGUUUUUAGUCAUUCCCGAGACAACAUGCUGCCGACUCAUGUGAAGCUGAGCUCGUCCCUCACCUGCCGUCUUGUGGGUGGAUUGACCAGAGAACAAAGAUCCGUCUGCCACGAAUCACCCGAUACAGUCGCCGUGGCCUUCGAAGGUCUACAAUUAGCGGUCAAGGAAUGCCAGCAUCAGUUCCGCUGGCACAGGUGGAAUUGCUCCAGCCUAAUGACCAGGAGUAGUAAUCCUCAUAGCAGUUCUAUAAUGAAAAGAGGGUUCCGUGAAACAUCGUUUCUCUACGCACUUACAGCGGCAGGAGUGGCCCACUCCAUCGCUCGGGCUUGCGCUCAAGGUCGUCUAAUAUCUUGCGGCUGCGAUCCUUUGGGAUACCGGGCCUCACACGACCCCCGUGGCAGAGCGAAGGUUAACAAAUGGGAAUGGAGUGGGUGUUCACAUAACCUGGCUUAUGGCAUCGAGUUCUCCAAGAAGUUCCUUGAUAUACGGGAGCAGGUGGAUGAUCUGCAGUCCAAGAUCAACGUCCAUAACAACAAUGCAGGGAGAUCGAUGCAAAUAUCUAUAUAUAGGAGUGGUAUUAAAAUUCCGGAACGGUAUCGUAAUAUUGUAUUAGGCAUUAAAGAACAGGUUCAGAAGAAUCAAACAUUAAGAUUCCUCAUCACGUUUCAAGCCAUGAUCAAGUGCUAUAAAAGUGAAUUGAGCCGUGUUGCAUAUAGCGCCACAAUUAGGAACUAUGGUAGUGGCGGAGGCUGUAGAGGCCUCGGGCUCCGCAUUAGCCGACCGUAUUUCACGAGCCGCCCCGUCGAGAUUCUGGCAUCUCAUAUGGAGGUGCGAUGCAAAUGCCAUGGCUUGUCAGGCAGCUGCCAGCUUAGAACGUGCUGGAGAGCCACACCUGACUUCAGAGCGGUAGCAUCUACCAUCAAACGACAAUAUAGAAAGGGUUUGAUGGUAGCUCAGGAAGAGUUGAAUAAUAAUCCCUCUGUGCUCAGAGGCAGACCUAGAGGCAGGAGGCGAGGGAAGGCGAGGCCUGCUCCUAAGACUAGCCUGCUGUUCUUUGAGAGAUCCUCGAACGGAUUCGGCUGGUACAUCAGGUCGGGUCUGUCGCAUCGGUCGGACGACGAGGUCGGGAUCGUGCGACUUACUCUGUUGUGGGCGUGGCCACGCUUUGAUUAG
Messenger RNA from Spodoptera exigua (beet armyworm), 1719 nucleotides. NCBI's taxonomy places the organism in Eukaryota, Metazoa, Arthropoda, Insecta, Lepidoptera, Noctuidae. The record is from the annotation of a GenBank genome assembly.